Vombatus ursinus (common wombat) is the source of this 823-nucleotide messenger RNA. It is a transcript of the gene PRDX3, whose product is annotated as peroxiredoxin 3. Gene Ontology annotation, molecular function: thioredoxin peroxidase activity. Lineage: Eukaryota; Metazoa; Chordata; Mammalia; Diprotodontia; Vombatidae. Bases 38 to 805 code for a protein of 255 amino acids. Gene Ontology annotation, biological process: cellular response to stress; response to oxidative stress; hydrogen peroxide catabolic process. Gene Ontology annotation, cellular component: cytosol; mitochondrion. The transcript is spliced from 7 exons. The record is from RefSeq and is a predicted model, not a curated record.
UUCCCCGCGAGUCUCAGGCCCUCCCCACACUUGGAAGAUGGCGGCUUCCUUGGGAAGGUUACUUCGGGCUUCGGUUGCUCGGCAUGUGAACUCGUUUCCCUCGGGCAUUUCUGCAGCCUUUAGGCCUGUUGCUACUAGAAACACAUUCCCAGCCAACAUAAUGCCCAUGAGUGCUACCCAUUCAAAAUUUUCUUUCAGCACCAGUUCUUCAACUUAUGUGCCUGCUGUAACCCAACAUGCACCAUAUUUUAAGGGUACAGCUGUUGUCAAUGGAGAAUUCAAAGAAAUAAGCCUUGAUGACUUUAAAGGCAAAUAUUUGGUGCUUUUCUUCUAUCCUCUUGAUUUCACUUUUGUGUGUCCAACAGAAAUUGUUGCUUUUAGUGACAAAGCUAACGAAUUUCGUGAUGUGAACUGUGAAGUAGUUGCGGUUUCAGUGGAUUCCCACUUUAGCCAUCUUGCCUGGAUAAAUACACCAAGAAAGAGUGGUGGUUUAGGCCAUAUGAAUAUUGCGCUCCUAUCAGAUUUAACCAAACAAAUUUCCCGGGACUAUGGUGUUCUGCUUGAAGGACCUGGCCUUGCAUUAAGAGGUCUCUUCUUAAUUGACCCUAAUGGAGUUAUCAAACACAUGAGUGUCAAUGAUCUCCCAGUGGGUCGAAGUGUGGAAGAAACUCUUCGUUUGGUGAAGGCAUUCCAGUUUGUGGAAGUGCAUGGAGAGGUUUGUCCAGCAAAUUGGACACCAGAUUCGCCUACGAUCAAGCCGUCUCCAAAUGCUUCCAAAGAGUACUUUGAGAAAGUGAAUAAAUAAAGGAUACCAUGAAUUGAA